AUGGGCGCCUUGCAGCUCAUAACCAUCACAACCAUGACGGUGGGGAAGAUCCUCAUUUGCUCUCUUGUAGGGCUUUUUGUCUCCAAACACUUUGUUGCGCCAGAGCAGAGCGUUAAGGGCCUCAGUGUGAUUUCGGUUUUUAUUCUUCUCCCGUGUCUUCUUUUCUCCAACCUUGUGUUGCGCGUCACCUGGACGGAGUUGCGGCAGUACUACUGGGCCCCACUUCUUGCCUGCUUUCCCACCGCCAUUGGAUUUGUGUGCUCACGGGCAUUUAGGCCUUUUCUUCACCCCGGUUGGCACAGCGUACUUACGUUGGGAUGUACUUUUCAAAACGGCUUGACUUUUUCUUUAGCGAUUCUUUUAAAUAUAAAAGGUGUGUCGUGGUUGACAACAGAAGAGGUGGAGCGGGGAGAAUCAUACGUUUUUCUUUAUAACAUCGUCUGCUCUCUUGGACUGUGGGCCAUCGGGGAACCCAUUAUUAGAUUGAGCAAGAAGCGACUGGAGCAGAAACGUCUUUGUAAACAGCAGUUGCAGCAACAUGAGGGGGAAGAGCAAAGGAAUAAUGUGCAGAGGCCGAAAAUGGAGGCCGCCCAUGACACAAUUGUUAUAUACCCGUAUGAGGUGAAUUACUUGCCCGUAAAAAAUGGUAAAUCAGUUGCUGGGGCAAAAGAGA
Trypanosoma cruzi is the source of this 673-nucleotide messenger RNA. Its product is annotated as transporter, putative. Gene Ontology annotation, cellular component: membrane. NCBI's taxonomy places the organism in Eukaryota, Euglenozoa, Kinetoplastea, Trypanosomatida, Trypanosomatidae. The annotation marks the transcript as partial. Gene Ontology annotation, biological process: endoplasmic reticulum to cytosol auxin transport. The record is from RefSeq and is a predicted model, not a curated record. The transcript has a single exon.